Messenger RNA from Arctia plantaginis, 1062 nucleotides. The record is from the annotation of a GenBank genome assembly. Lineage: Eukaryota; Metazoa; Arthropoda; Insecta; Lepidoptera; Erebidae.
AUGUUGAAACAGCUUAAAGUAUUAGAUAUAUCCUUUACCAACUUAGACAUCCUUGAUUUGAUUGAAAUUUGUAAUGUUUGUCCAACUAUUAAAGACAUUACCGUUAACUUACAGUGUGGUAAAUAUGGCAGUGUACCAGUAGAUAUCAGGUUAAAGUGCCAAAGUAUGUUUCAACAAUUUGAUAAUGUUCAUUUUGUUGGAUCUUUGGUUAAUUUGUUGUGCUCAAAGUUUAUAGUGUUCAUUUUAGCAAAAUCUAAAUUGCAUCAUUUAAAAUAUACACGCAGUGAAAGUUCUUCCUCAUAUGUUAUUAACAACACAAGUGGUGAUACUUCCGAUGAAGAUGAUGACGAUGACUAUGAUGAUGAUGAUGAUGAUCAUGAUUAUGAUUAUGUAGAUUAUCGUACAACAUUAACCCCUCACAUUGAUAAAUUUUCAGCAUUUAUAAUGAAUUGGAAACAUAGAAAUACAUCUACAAUAUUAAACAUGAGACUUUCGGAUUUUCCUGUUUUGUCUAUGUUUAAUGUGAAAAAUUAUGAAUAUGUAGUCAUUUCUAUAGAAGAGUUUAAUACUAAAGUGUAUGCAACACAAAUAUUUAAUAACUUCUUCAAGGAUUUGUUUGAUAUUACAGUAGAACGUUCAAAGUAUGAUAUGAAGUUGUCUUCUAAUAUGGCUGUUAUGGUAUGGAAUAAAGCUACAACCAAUUUUAAUGAUAGUUUUUAUAAAACAUUGUCAAAAAGCUUAAAACAGUACUUACCAUACUAUUUUGAAUCUGGCAGUGAAGAUAAAUUGCCAUUGUCUGAUUAUGAUUGGUUUUACACAAUACCAGGUGAACCAGUUCGAGAAAAACCAGAUCAUUAUGUAAAAAAAGUAGGCAAUAAAAGAAUGGCAGUAUGUAAUAACUUGCUUUUAAACUAUGAUAAUGUAUUUGAAGGCAAGGAUAACAUUGAAUUAAGUUUAGUUUUUAAAAAUCCUAUAAACAGUCCAAUAGCUCUGACAGCAAAUUAAUGCCUCAUUUCUGCAAAAUGGAUAGUGCCACCACGAAUUUCGUUACAGGUGCCAUAA